AACAUCUUGUGCUGUGUAAGGAGUGCUGUGAUAAGCGAUUGUACUGUAUGUGUUUGAUAGUUAACCGAUGAGGAUAAAUACUGAAAUCAUAUAAAUAUUGUUUGUAUUAACAUUUAUUAUGAAAGAAUUAAUAGUACAUUCAUUGGCUCUUUUUGUAACUAUUCAAAUCCAAUGGGUUUUAGCUGAUAGAACAAGCUUAAAAAUUUACAAGAAUAUUCAAAGUGAUAUUUUUUGUUUUCGCAGAUUGAAUGCUACUCAUCAAAUAGGAUGUGCUUCUCAUAGUGGUGGAAAUGUUGGUGUUCUGUAUCUUGUUGAAGAUGAUGAAGAAGUGAUGAAUAUCACAGCUCAUCCCCCACCAAUGCCUUAUGUUGUUGGAAUGCCAAUAGCUUUAUUUAAGAUGAAAAAUAUGAAAGACCUUAAGCAGACUGGCAACAUACGUGGUGUUUUACUUUUCAAACCAGCAACUUCAAAGGCUUUAAAAAAUUUUUCUCCUGAUCAGUCAUGUCCAAACAGAAAUUUUGGGUUCUAUACUGAAAAGAUGAAUGUUGAAUAUGCUGCAUGUAAGAAAAAAGAAUGGAAUAACCUGCAGGGCAAUGAUGCUCUAGGGAUGAUGUUUGAAGACUGGGGAAUGCCAAUUUUUAUCAUUACUAAUAAAACUCAUAUAAAAAGUAUUAAAAAGUGCUAUUCUGACUUUAAUAAUGAUACUGAGAAAAGUUGGCCACUCUGUUCUGUGCAAAUGUCCAGUGUUAUGCUUGCUGCCAAAGACAGUGAUACAUGCAUGCGUCGAAAUAAGCUGAUUUCCAACUUAAAUGAAGUGAAAACAUGUGAUCCAUUAAGUGACAAGAACAUUGUCAAUACUUUAUUCCCUACUAACAAGAGUGAAGAAAUAGCCAAUAGAUCUUUGAUUGUUGUUAGUGCUCGACUAGAUGCUUUCUCGAUGUUUGAUAAGUUGGCUCCAGGUGCUCACUCAACUGUUACUGGUUUAGUCACACUGCUCUCAGUUGCCAAGAACAUGGAUAGUUUAAGAAAGAGAAUUUCAGAAAAAGAGGAAGCAAAGGACAAAAAUGUGCUUUUUAUUAUUUUCAAUGGGGAAGCAUUUGAUUAUAUUGGUUCAAGUCGUGUAGUCUUUGAUAUGCAGAAAGGACUGUUUCCAGUUCGAAUACUCGAUGGAAUUAAAUAUCAACCUUCUCUAAUUAAUUUAAAUCACAUAUCACACUUUAUUGAGCUCAGUCAGUUAGCUCCACCACAGAUUCCAGCUUCACUUUUUUUGCAUACUGAUCCAGUAUCUGCAAAAACUGCUGAUGUAUCUAAAAAGGUCACUGAAUUAGUUGAUAUACUUAAAUCUGAAGCUGAGGCUGUUGGAUUAGAUGUAUCUGUGGCACCAAAAGAUUUACCACUUCCUCCUGCUUCAUUUCAAAGUUUUCUGAAACAUGACAAAUCCAUUCCUGGAAUUGUUAUUGCUGAUCAUGACAAAGAAUUUAUUAAUAAAUAUUACAACAGUAUAUUUGACACAAGUGAAACUCUCAGUGUUACUCUUUUGACACAAGUUUUGACUAAUAUCUCAACUGCAGUUUCUGGAACAUUAUACCAACUUCUUACUAAAGAGAAAUUGAAUGAAACUUUAGAUUCUACUGAAAAUUUGGUGUCAGGACUUUUAGAAUGCUAUUUGCAAAAUGCUUCAUGUCCCUUAUUUAGACAAAUAGCUGAUCCUGAUAUGACAGAAAGACUUCGUGUUGAACCCUAUCCUUUGUAUGUGAGCGUUGAUAGUGGAGGACACACCAAAGCAAAUCCCAUUACUCUGUACACCAGAUAUUUAUUGGCUUACUUGACUGGGCAACAAGAACAGGAUCGGGACAGAAAAAAUUGCACUGGCAGUGUUCAGAAUCAGAUUUAUCAUUAUGAUUGGAUGGCUGGAUCUGAAGAAAACACUACUGGAGUUUGCAUUAAAUCUACUGUUAUGUAUACUAUUGCACAGUCUCCUGCAUAUGUACUUAAUGAAUGGAAAUCGACUGAAUAUUCUACUUGGACAGAAAGUGUAUGGCUAGAAACAACAGCCCGCAUAUUUGUACAGCCUGGUAAAACUCAAGAAGCUCUCACUCUAGUCACUGGAUUUGUGAUAUUUUUCCUGUCCAUUGUUUCUGUUUAUUUCAUUAAUGACCGAGCUUCUAUUAUUUUCAACACCCGACCUUUGGUUGGUUGCUAGGAAUUUGCCACAAAUCACAUAGCUUUGGAUGAAUUUUGUGGAGAGAAUGGUUCUGGUUACCCAUCACCAGCAAACCUUUAAGCCACUACAAUCUGUUGAAUAUGCUAUAGUACCUUUGUCAGCAUAGCAAUGAUGUGUAACAUAAAAUAAUUUGUGUGUGUAUGUAUAUGUGUUUGUGCAUUUUUAAUUGAUAUCUCAAACAAUGCUACAAGUACUUAUUCAAAUUAUCUCAUUUUAUUUUUACAAACUAAUGUUUUUAUUUUAAAGUUAACACUGCAAUUUAAUUAUUAUUAAUCAUAUUUUUACCCCCUCAUUAAUCUUCCUUGUAUAUUCAGUAGUAUUUAUAAAAUUAUAUUAAUGAUAUGUGUAAUAAAAAUUAGAAAUUAAUCCAAGCUGUAAAUAAAAUUGCAUUUUUCAUUUAUUACAAUUUUAUGUAAAUUUUUUAACUAAUGCUAUUGCAAUUAUAACAACAAAAAUUAACUACAUGUGGCAAUUAUUUAAUAUUUUUAGAUUUUUUGGUCAGUAUUGAUCAUUUACAUUUUACCUUACAUGAUUUGGUUAAUUUUUAUUUGCAUUUAAAAAAGAGAACUGUAUUCAAAUUAUUUUUUUAUUUAUUCUUUUUCUGAAAUUUUAUAGAUGUAAUAGUUAAAAUAAAUUAAAUGCUGGCAUUUUGUUUUAUAUUAUUUAUGUGUAGAAAAUUUUUCUUAAACAUACUUUAAUUUCAUAAAAUCUGGUAUCUUAAACAUUAUUUAAGACUGCAUUUCUUUUACAGUGUUAUUAUGAAUCGUUAAUUAGCUCUUGGAAACAAAGCUUAUUGAUUGAUUGCAUAUUAUCAUAAAAUUAUCAUUUAGUACUUCAGUAUAAUUUAUUCUCACACAACUUUUAUCUUAGUAUGAAGUACAGAGGUACUGGCAUUUAUACUGGUUGAUUAGUGCAUCUGUGGCAAAGAAAAAGUACUUUUACAGAACAUUUAUUUUAUAUGUAACUAUCAAAAGUAACUAUAAAAAAAUCGUCUGUGAUAGUACAUCGUGUAUUCGUCCUAAAGCUUUGUGAUUUGUGGGUUGGGAAGUAUAUGUAAAUUUUGAUUCAUUUUUAUUUCAAAUAGUUUAUAAACUUUACCCUUCACCUGUAAUUUAUUGUCAUGAUGAAUUUGUAAUCACAUUUGUUUUAUAAACUCCUUUUUUUUUAAAUUUCA
This is a messenger RNA of Argiope bruennichi, 3398 nucleotides long. RefSeq names its product nicastrin-like (gene Nct). NCBI's taxonomy places the organism in Eukaryota, Metazoa, Arthropoda, Arachnida, Araneae, Araneidae. The transcript is spliced from 15 exons. Gene Ontology annotation, biological process: protein processing; Notch receptor processing. Bases 119 to 2203 code for a protein of 694 amino acids. Gene Ontology annotation, cellular component: membrane. The record is from RefSeq and is a predicted model, not a curated record.